Neogale vison (American mink) is the source of this 5269-nucleotide messenger RNA. It is a transcript of the gene SLC39A10, whose product is annotated as solute carrier family 39 member 10. The record is from RefSeq and is a predicted model, not a curated record. Gene Ontology annotation, molecular function: zinc ion transmembrane transporter activity. Gene Ontology annotation, cellular component: membrane. Lineage: Eukaryota; Metazoa; Chordata; Mammalia; Carnivora; Mustelidae. The transcript is spliced from 10 exons. Bases 151 to 2646 code for a protein of 831 amino acids. Gene Ontology annotation, biological process: intracellular zinc ion homeostasis; zinc ion import across plasma membrane; positive regulation of B cell receptor signaling pathway.
GCCGGUAGCGUAGCGCGGUGUCUGACGCGCGGGCCUCCGCGACGCACUUAGCGCAGCCGGCUUUGGUGAAUACACGAUUUGGUGCAGCCGGGGUUUGGUACCGAGCGGAGAGGAGAUGCACACGGCACUCGAGUGUGAGGAAAAAUAGAAAUGAAGGUACAUAUGCAUACAAAAUUUUGCCUCAUUUGUUUGCUGACAUUUAUUUUCCAUCACUGCAACCAUUGCCAUGAAGAACAUGACCAUGGUUCUGAGGAACAUCACAGACAUCGUCGUGGAAUGACAGAAUCGGAGUCAAGCAAAUUUUCAGUGCUGGAUGCUGAAAAUGAAAAAAAAUAUUAUAUUGAAAAACUUUUUGACCGUUACGGUGAAAAUGGAAGAUUAUCCUUUUUUGGUCUGGAGAAACUUUUAACAAACUUGGGCCUUGGAGAGAUAAAAGUAGUUGAGAUUAAUCAUGAGGAUCUUGGCCACGAUCAUGUUUCUCACUUAGAUAUUUUGGCAGUUCAAGAGGGAAAGCAUUUUCACUCCCAUAACCACCAGCAUUCCCACAAUCAUUUGAAUUCAGAAAAUCAAACUGUGACUAGCGUAUCAACAAAAAGAACCCAUAAGUGUGAUCCAGAGAAAGAGACAAUUGAAGUAUCUGUCAAAUCGGAUGAUAAACAUAUGCAUGACCAUAGUCAUCGCUUAUGUCAUCACCAUUGUUUGCAUCAUCACCUCGAUCAUAACGGCACUCGCCAUUUUCCUAAUGAUUCCAUUGCUCACAGUGAGCGUGGGGAGACUAGCCAUGAACCUUCAACAGAGACCAAUAAAACACAGGAACAGUCUGAAAGUAAGCUACCGAAAGGAAAGAGGAAGAGAAAAGGGAAGAAAAGUAAUGAAAAUUCUGAGGUUAUUACACCAGGUUUUCCACCCAACCAUGUUCAGGGUGAACAGUAUGAGCAUAAUCGGGUCCACAAACCUGAUCGUGUACAUAACCCAGGUCAUUCUCAUGUACGCCUUCCAGAACAUAAUGGUCAUGAUCCUGGUCAUGUACACCAAGAUCUUAAUCCUGAUAAUGAAGGUGAACUUCGACAUACUAGAAAGCGAGAAGCACCACACGUUAAAAAAAGUGCAAUUUAUUCAGCUGCUACUCACAAAGAUCAUAAUGAAGAUGACCGUCAGCAUGAGUGUUUGAACGUCACUCAGUUGUUAAAAUACUAUGGUCAUGGUGCCAAUUCUCCAAUCUCACCUGAUUUAUUCACGUAUCUUUGCCCUGCUUUAUUAUAUCAAAUCGACAGCAGACUUUGUAUCGAACAUUUUGACAAACUUUUAGUUGAAGAUUUAAGUAAGGAUAAGAAUCAGGAUCCUGAAGAUAAGGCAAAUAUAGGGGCAUCAGCAUGGAUUUGUGGUAUCAUUUCUAUCACUGUCAUUAGCCUGCUUUCCUUGCUAGGCGUGAUCUUGGUUCCCAUCAUUAACCAAGGAUGCUUCAAAUUUCUUCUCACAUUCCUUGUUGCACUAGCUGUAGGAACAAUGAGCGGAGAUGCCCUUCUUCAUCUACUGCCCCAUUCUCAGGGUGGACAUGAUCACAGUCAUCAACACGGGCACGGGCAUUCUCACGGACACGAAUCUAAGGAGUUUUUGGAGGAGUACGAUGCUGUAUUGAAAGGACUGGUCGCUCUAGGAGGCGUCUACUUAUUGUUUAUCAUUGAGCACUGCAUUAGAAUGUUUAAGCACUACAAACAGCGGAGAGGAAAACAGAAGUGGUUUAUGAAGCAGAACACAGAAGAAUCAACUAUUGGAAGGAAGCUUUCAGAUCACAAGUCAAAUAACACACCAGAUGCUGACUGGCUUCAGCUCAGGCCUCUUGCCGGAACUGAUGACUCGGUCGUUUCCGAAGAUCGACUUAAUGAGACUGAACUGACAGAUUUAGAAGGUCAACAGGAAUCUUCUCCUAAAAAUUAUCGUUGUGUGGACGAGGAGAAAAUCAUGGACCAUUCUCACAGCGAUGGGUUACAUACCGUUCACGAGCACGACCUCCACGCCGCUGCCCACAACCACCACGACGAGAGUAAAACUGUGCUGCGGAAACACAACCAUCAGUGGCACCACAAACACUCUCAUCAUUCUCACGGGCCCUGUCACUCCGGAGCUGACCUGAAAGAAACGGGGAUAGCUAAUAUAGCCUGGAUGGUGAUCAUGGGGGACGGCAUCCACAACUUCAGUGACGGCUUAGCAAUUGGAGCAGCUUUCAGCGCCGGACUGACGGGAGGAAUCAGCACCUCCAUCGCCGUCUUCUGUCAUGAGCUGCCGCACGAGUUAGGUGAUUUUGCAGUUCUUCUGAAGGCGGGCAUGACUGUGAAGCAGGCCAUCGUCUACAACCUCCUCUCCGCCAUGAUGGCCUACGUAGGCAUGCUCAUCGGCACGGCCGUGGGCCAGUACGCCAACAACAUCACCCUGUGGAUCUUCGCCAUCACUGCCGGCAUGUUCCUCUAUGUAGCCUUGGUGGAUAUGCUUCCAGAAAUGUUGCAUGGUGAUGGUGACAAUGAAGAACACGGCUUUUGUCCCGUGGGGCAGUUCAUUCUUCAGAAUUUAGGAUUGCUGUUCGGCUUUGCCAUUAUGCUGGUGAUCGCCCUCUAUGAAGACAAAAUUGUGUUUGACCUCCAGUUUUAACCAUUCCCAGUAAUCACUGUGGAUUACGAGAAUGUUACCAUGCAGCUUUGCAUCUGCCCCUAGUACUGUAUGCACAUCGCUCAAAGAAAAGUCAGUGGCUUGCACUUACUUCCAAGUUCCAUAGAUUUGAGCUGAACCACACAAGACUGGUGGUCAGGACUGCUUUUCCCUGUGCGAAGGGGUCUUUUAAAAAUACAAAGCUUGUGAUAAAGAGAGGAGAAAAUGGGACUCCAAGAACCAAUGUUGACAUAGGUUUGAUUAAGACUUUUAAAAAAAUAAUCAUAUAAAACACUAAAGUAGUCUCUUUGGUAGUAGAAACUUCUGUGGCUAUGCAGAAAUAGAAAUUGAACCAAAAAUCACUUAAACUUUAAAAAUAUUUUAAAUGGACUUCGGGCAGACUUUUCUUUGUGCUAAAAAUGAAUUGUAGUGUCCUUUAAUUCAGUUACAUAUAUGCAUAAGGUAAUGGGGAUCAACUUGAUACAAUUUUGAAACUGCGUAAAGUAGGCUGUAGGAACUAGAGGAGAGCUCAGGCUGUGUUAGAGUAUGAAUUUAGCAUUGGGAAAAGCCCUUAUUCUUGAAUCUAGAGUUACUAUUUUUGUAUAUAUUGCCAUAGUGUUUAAACUUGCAGCCUAAACUACUGAACUUUGUGAUUGUAUGUUUGUGUGAGCUUCAGUUUAAUGAAAGAUUCAUAACGGUUCUUUGUAUUAAUAUUAUACUUGGUGUUUGGGUGUUUUUUCUUUCAAACUUCAGUUUUGUUUUUGUUUUGGGAUUUUUGGUGGGGGUAGGGAGUUGGAGCAUGUGGUUAAUUUUUUUUUUUUUUUUUUUUUUUUGGUUAAAAGUGUAACCCUCUAGGAAAUACCAGAAAAAAAGAACCCAAACAUGGUCGAAAUAUUCAGCUUUCCUAUUUUAACAGUACUAGCCAGUUACUGGGGAAGUUGACGUUCUAAACGUAUGCGUUGCUUUACCAGUUUGGUUUGGGAACCUAGAGCACAUGCUGCGCUUGGCAGGAAGGGAAGGCAGAAAACCCACGUUCACGGCGUCCGUGGUCUCUGCGUGUCGAUGGAAGCGGCUCGGACGGCGACCUCCGCUGAUGCCACGGGCUGUCGUGAAUCCACGCGACUCGGGAGACACCCUUACGCGACAGCCAAAGUCACGUGAUCGUUGUGCCAAGAUACGCUGUCGGUGCCUGCUAGGGACUCGCCUCACUUAGAGGUGCCCUGUUCCAGCAUAACUGAGCGAUUUGUGAGAAGCGCAAGCCAUGUUUAUCCUGAAUUGUGACCUGUAAUUCGUAGCACGAGUCCCCCUGCAUGUGGCUUUCGUUUCCAUCUUGUGCCUCACGGUCUUCAUGUGUGCCCGGGAAGCUGGGUGUGGACUGUGUGCGGGCAGCUUUGUUUCAGUCGCUUGGCUACCGCUGCAGCUGAUUUCAGAAUCUUACUGUUCAACUACUUAAGAGCCAAACUCCUUCCAUUCCGUGUAAAGUGUUUGCAUUUAGCUCGCCUCCUCUCCUCCGCUCCUUUCCUCUUAGCGAACCUACAGAAAUAAAACUUGGAGAGCUGCGCCUGUGCCCGGGUAGUCAGAGUCUUGCCAGUGUUUCUCCUUGGUGCUGUAAGCAAGGAAGCUUAGGUGUGCUUUUCUGAAUUUAUGCCUGAAUUUGACACAUUAUUUCUGGCUUUCUCCAUGGCCUCCUGGAAUAAGUAGGAGUUUUUUACCUAGAAUAUUUUCAGCGUUGGGCACUGAAUGAGCACAGCCCUCAGCUCACUGCUUGGCCCUUCAAGCAACCCCGCUACAAGGUGCUGAUAUUUGAUUGAGUACUGCCAACUUCAAGUGAUUAAGAUAUCUUGCUUUCUGAACCAAGAUAUAUUUCUAGUUCCUUUUUGCAUUUUUAUACCCAAGGAGGAUUCUGCAUUCCAGCAUUAAAUCUGCUUAAUUUUAAAACUUUCAUGAAAAGCAACAGUGGGAAGAUGUUCCCAGUCUUACAGGUCUGGUUUAAAGCAAGCAAGUUCUGCUGAAGUAUAUAAAGUUUUAUAUUCUCUAAAAAAUGGUAUUCUCUUCAUUUGCUAGAUUUUUUUAACCUAUUAAGAGGGCUGUAACAGUUGCUGCUAGUAUUUUGUUAGGGUUCCACCAGUAUUUAGUUUCCACAUCGUUCUAGUGUAUAGUUUCAAGUCUUACUAGACAAUCUGAAUUCCACAACAUUUCUGUUUGGCUCCAACAUUCCAUUUAGCUUGACCAGUCUGAUUUAACGUGUGUUUGUUGGAGGUCAUUCAUGUUACUUGUACAAUGCUGUCACUGUGUGACAUCCAUAUGAAUUUUGGUGUAUAUCACAUUGCAUUCAAUCAGCUGUGAUUAUGCGUAGAAAUACUAUAGUAACUAGAUGCAGUGUGAAUUUUUUCCAUUAACUACGUCAGUGGCUUAAAUAUGAUUAUGGUCCUGCAAGGUGAUACUUGCUAAAAUAUCUAAACUUUGUUUUGUUGUAACUGAAUCAUUUUUAAAAAAUUUAUAAAGCUGGAAAUGAUCCAAUGCUGUUUUUUUUUUUUCAUUGUCAACAGUGGUGUGUCAUUUUAUGUAUGUUCCUGAUGCUUAUGGAACUCUCCCAAAAUAAAGUUAUUCAAAAAGAGCAAAUACA